AUGCCGAUGACACGGCCAUCGUCGAAUCCCAGCUCGCCGAAAACGGCGGCAGGUUGCAGCACAUCCUUCCACUUGCUGCAGCUACGCUCUUCGGAUGGCCAGCAAGUGUUCCAACUGGCCUUGUACGAAGGCGUGGAUUCUGCAUCCUUGCAUCGCACAGUGGCAGCUCGUGUGGGAGCACCCGAGGAUGCCAUUUUUUGCACUUCGACCCCCGAGGCCACCGGCCCUGUCGUUCCCCUCUCUGCGGCUUUGCUACAUGCCGGCCUCCCUGAAGACUUCUUCCUGACGGUGCAUGUAUACGAGAAGCCCAACAACUCUUUUCCCGGCAACUCGUUUCAAACCGACGAACCUUCAAAGGCUGCAGGUGCCCCGCCCGAAGGACGCCGCCUGGAG
This is a messenger RNA of Symbiodinium sp. CCMP2592, 393 nucleotides long. The record is from the annotation of a GenBank genome assembly. Lineage: Eukaryota; Dinophyceae; Suessiales; Symbiodiniaceae.